CGGCAGCGGCGGCGGCGGAAUUGCGGCGGCAGAGGGACGCGGCUGCUCUUUCCUCUUGCUUUCCUCUCGGCCUUUCUUUCUUUCCUCGCCACUCCCUUCUCUUCCCCGCCGGGCCUUAUGGGGAGCGCGAUGGAGGACUCUAGUGCGAUGACAGCCAACGCACAGGAGUUCUGCCUUCGCUGGAACAACUUUCACUCCAGCCUUGUCACAGCGCUGGAUGGUUUCAAAAAUGACCAAGAUUUUGUAGAUGUAACGUUAGCCUGUGAAGGACAGUUCCUCAAAGCUCACAAAAUGCUGCUAUCAGCAUGUUCAGUUUUCUUCAGAGAUCUCUUAAAGGCAAAUCCAUGUCAGCAUCCCAUCGUUAUAUUGCCUCCAGAAGUGCGGUUUGCAGAUCUAGAGAAGUUACUAAGAUUUAUAUAUCAAGGUGAGGUCAAUGUCCAUCAAGAAAAUUUGGCAAGAUUUCUCAAAACUGCAGAAAUGUUGAAGAUCAGAGGCCUUGCAGAGGACAGUGAAAAGCAAAGAGUUCUUAGAUCAUCGUCCCCAAGACCGCCAGAGGGAGGUGAUUCUGAUUCCGUCAGCCCAAAACGACCCAGGUUAUCCAUUGACGUCCACCAACCUAGCCAAGAACCACAAACACCCAAUGACGACAGCCGGUUAUCAGGCAAUGAUUCUGAUUCGGAAAUGAUUCCUGUUAAACAGGAGAUGGUUGAAUUGAAAGACUGCAGUGAUACUGUGUAUGAAGGUGGGGAUAGUGAGGCAUUCAUCCCUGAGGCGUACCUGAGAGAAGGGGGUUCGGCCUCCUCCUCACAACAGUCCCAACAGCCAGCUCCCCCACACGCACCUCCGCCCCCCGGACCAUUGUUACCUUCUUAUGUUCCACCACCACAAGUCAAGACUCAAGACGAUUCUCCACUAGGACCUUCUGCGCCAGAUGAACUCUCGCAGGAUGGGGCGGGGAGUGUCUUCGCCAACAUGCAAUUCGCACAUGGGCUUGAAUAUAAGCGAAAACGGACAGCCUUCACGCGCCACAUGAUCCUUGAGCUGGAGAAGGAGUUCCUCCUGAAUCAAUACCUCACGGGCAGUCGAAAGAAAGAUAUCGCGCUGAGGUUGCGCCUCCCGGAGCAGCAAGUCAAAAUAUGGUUCCAGAACCGGCGGCAAAAAUGGAAAAAGUCGAAAAUGAAAAAGGACGACGGAUCGUGGAGGGGGGCGAGUCCCGACCAGUCCCCCGGGAGCCAGAGCUCGCAGGCGGGCCAGGUGUCGGGGCUGUCCCAGCACUUCUCCCACCAGCAGGCUUACUCGCACCAACAGCAACGCACACCGCAGCAGGAACAGCAAAAGUCAUCAGAACCGAGGGCAGGACAACAGACGUCACCGCAGGGUCAGGGUUGGUCAGGUCAUACAUCAGGCUUCGGCCACCUGAGCGGCAGGGUCGUGCCCCCUGGCCUCGUGCCCAUCACUUUGCCCUACACCCGCGCCGCAGCCGGGGGGCACACGCCCACCACCAACCCAGGCGGGACGAGGGACGCGGCCCAGGCCAGUCAGACGCCCUCUAAAUCCUCCAGCUUUGACUCACUGCUUUAGUGCACGCUCUUGUCCUGUAGUUUGUUACAGAGUUUACAUGUUGUUUCUGCCAGUGUGAAAGUGUUGCUGCCCGAGACCCCUCCUGCCCCAAGACCGCUGUCGCAGCAGCUUCCCUGCCGUGCGCCUCCCCUGCCAACUCUUUUGUUUGUUCUUGCCUCGUCUGUUUAGCUCGCAAUAUUUAAAUGUUCGUGUGACAUCACUGUAAUACGAUUUUGUCCAAGGAGGCAAGGGAGGACGAGCAGUGGUGGGCUGUUGCUCGAGACGGUAGAGGAGGAGACACCCGUCUCAGGAUUGAGUGUCUUUGUGCUAUUCCUAAGACAGUUGGUGCGCCUCGCAGCCACAGCCUGCCUGGACGGUUUAACCCGGGAGAGUCCUUAUGUAGCACGCGCUCAUCCACAAAUACCAUAUAUUAACCACAUCCCUUGAUGCAUUGUGUACCAAAAUAUAUUGAUAUGUAUUCAGACCGACCUGUCAUUUGGGAGUGACCACAGGCAUAGGCUGCAAGUUGCGUAGCUUCUCAUUUACUGUGAGUGGAUGUGGAGGAAGAGGAACGAGUCUCCCUGGUGUGUUGUGCUUUGUGUUGACAUCAGUAUUGGAAGUGCUUGUGGCUCGGGGCGCCGUUGUAACAAAAACCUCGCAGGCCGGUGAUGGGCCACCUUACACCUUAGUGACUGUAAAGCCUUGGCUAUUAAGUUAUAAUGUUUGUCGGUGGUUGAAGAGUAUUAUGCCACGUGUAUAAUGCCUGCAUAUUUUCAUAUGUUAAGUUGUCUUGAUUGAUUAAUAGAGAAUGCCAUAUGUACAUUGUCAAAAUAUUUUCAUAAUUUGACAUGACGUCACCUAAAUGGACAGUUUAAAAUCUAGUUUUACCCAUUGAUGAUACGGACCAGUAGCUAGAUAGAGCAAUAUGCAAUGGACGUGGUAACAUACUAAUUAGAGGUAGGCCGUAGUCCCAUCACCAGUCAGGACGGCACGCUGGUUGAUCUGGCUGCACGCGACUCCGGUCGCCAUGCAAGCCCUUCGUUUCUUCUCUGUUUCUGAGGCGCUAUGAUCAUUUCACUCGGGCGCGCGCGGCCCAACUUGAUUGAAGACAUUUUGGAUGCGUGUUGUGUGCCGUUAACGUAUGAGUUCUUCACCCUGUGAUCUCGCCUCGCCAUCAUCGCCUGGCCACCAGUCAGCAUGUGCUCAGAGAGCAGGCAUUACCCGGCUUCCAGCAUGACGCCGCCCUCCGAGCGAGGGCGCGCGGCCCCGAAAAGCUCCGAAGGUUCCUAGACGGGUCUCGCGGCCAGACGGUGAUUCCAAAAGGACGCGAGGGAGGUAAACCAGGAUCUGAUUUCGAUUCACAAACUAGUGAACUUUUAUCCAAUGUCGUCAUGAUACUUGUACUACAGCACUACCAAAGCAGCACAUGCGGUUGUACAAAAAUGGGGUAAUGACUCCUCUGAUCAUUGUUUGGAGAUGAUUUGAUUAUAUUUAGGACUUAGUUGAUAUUUAGGUUUGCCUGUGCUUUUCAAGUGUGUCAACAUCGCAGGACUGGAAUCUUAAUAAUGUGCGUCUUUUUAUGAUUUGAUGUCUAGUAAUCGGAGUGCGUUGAUGAGUAGAUGCCAGACUAUUGCAUCGCGACGCCGCCCAGACUCCCUCUUGCACGCCUACCGACUCGCGCCCACUAGGAGGCCGCGUAUCAUGGAGCAAUAACUUUUCAGACAAGACUAUUUGUUAAGUUUCUUGAUGCCAUUAACACGAGCACACACAUCACACAAAUGAUCAUAGUCACUGUAGAUUACUUUUUUUUAACUCAUUCGGUAAAGUAACAUUUAAUUAUGUAAUACAAUUAUUUGUUUCUUUAAAUUACAGGUUGCUGUUAUUGCCAUUAUUAUAGUUAAUGCUAAUAAUAUUAUUAUCAAUAUUUUUUUAAUGUUGAUGUUGAUAGUAGUAUGUAACGUUAACUGUUACAAUUGUUACUCAUUUUAAAGAUGAUAAUGUACCGUUUUCUAGGUAGACGAUACUUUUAAUGUAUGGCAACUUUAACAGGAUUUUAGUCAUUUCUGCACACGAACAUACAGCCACACCUGAGACUUUUAGUUCUUGUUUUACACGCAGCAGUCAGUGUAGUCACAAUACAUCAUAUUGUUAUUGUUAUAUAUCCGUGAAUGUAAUGCGAACACGGGUGUAGUAUCCGCCUUUAUGGAAAUUUCAAUGGCAAAUGUAAGCGUGUGUGUUUUGUUGUAUGUACGUGUUUUUUAUAGUUAGAAUGUGUGUGUGUGUGUGUGUGCGUGUGCGUGUGCGCGCGCGCGCGUGUGUGUGUGUGUGUGUGUGUGUGUGCAUGCGUGCGUGCGUGCGCGCGCGCGCCUGUGCACGUACUUGUGCAUCAUUGUAUGUAUUGCAUGAAUGUGUGUGCGUGCGCACAUACGUGUACAUCCUUGUAUGUAUGUCUUGUAUGGAUGUGUGUGCGUUUCUGGGUACAGUAGAUGGUGUGUGCAUCGACCUCAUGUUGAUGUGUGUGCAUUCAAGCAGCGACUAGUGGAGAGGGAGGCAGCAGAGAACAUGGGUAGGACGUGUUCCAAAGUGACUGCAGUCGCGCCCCGUGUGCGACCUGGGCGGCAGUAGUUUGCGGUACCGGAAUCGAACAGACUGAGUAAUGUAACCACAAACUAAUGGCUUUAAAUCAAACGCACAUGUGUUAUCCACACAAAAUGAUGAAGUAUUAUGAAAAAGCUUUACAGCUUUUUGGUAGCUUUUUGGUUAUUAUGGAUAAGUAUUCAUGUUUUAAUGUUUGAUGACAUUAAGGUGAAACUGUACAUGAUAGAAUAUAUGAUUUAUUAUUAAGUGUAGUCAGAAGUGCAAUGGAGAUAUUCGAAAUAAUGUAACGAAGUCAAAAUUUAAAGUCUGAUUAUUUUAAUUAUCUCAUAUACAAGAAUGUAUAUCUACAACAUGGAUAAUGAUAAGUGAUUUGGUUUCAAUUAAAAUACUUGUAUAUAAAA
Molecule: messenger RNA, 4559 nt
Organism: Penaeus monodon (black tiger shrimp)
Lineage: Eukaryota; Metazoa; Arthropoda; Malacostraca; Decapoda; Penaeidae
Product: protein bric-a-brac 2-like
Exons: 8
Coding region: 118-1581 (487 amino acids)
Biological process (GO): regulation of transcription by RNA polymerase II
Cellular component (GO): nucleus
Molecular function (GO): DNA binding; DNA-binding transcription factor activity, RNA polymerase II-specific; protein binding
Source: RefSeq, a predicted model, not a curated record